UAAUUUUUUGCUUCCUUGUUGGUCUAUCAUUACUGAUAGAAUAUCGAAUUCUGAACUUUUGUCAUAUGACUAGUUUUCAUAUCUCUCAAACGCGGACUUUGACCAAAGUAGUAAUGUUCAUUUCGCCACCUCUCAUCUUGUGAAGCACAGUCGGGACACAUAGCCGGCUAGCGUUGACACCGUUUGCUGUUAUCAAGAAUCAUGCCAUCGACAAAAGAAAAUGUAUUGAUGGGCCUAGGGGGUGCUGCAGGUGCUGGCAUCCUAGCAUGGCGAACAAUGUUUCCAUGGAUAGGCUAUGACUUUGAAAUCAUGAAAGCUGGGAAGAUUGCACAAAAUGAAAUGAUGGCUGACUUUGAGAAAAGGCGAUUUGUAAUCGACAUGUUUGAGGAACAAGUUGCCAAGCAUCCAAAAGACACAAUGUUGAUCUUUGAAAACCGCAUCUACUCAUACGAAUUGAUGAACAGUCAAGCCUGUAAGGUUGCUAAUAUUGCCUUGAAAUGGGGACUGCCACAAGGAUCCACAGUAGCUAUAUUUUUCGAAAACGAGCCUGAUUUUAUAUGGACGUUUCUUGGUCUCCUGAAACUUGGCCUUGGUGUGGCAUUUCUUAAUAUCAACACAAGGUCCAAACCACUUGUACACACUAUCAAAGUCAGUGAUGCUAAGGUAGUCAUCAUUGGAGCAGCUGAUGAGCUUCACCGAGCAGUAGAUGAAGUAAGCGGUGAAAUUGACAUUCCAAUUUAUCUGGCGGGUUCAACUUCAGAGGACGUUGGUCAUCGCUACAAAUCCUGGGAUUAUAUGAUGUUGAGGAGCCAGGAUAAUGAUAUUUGUAAAACUAUCAGAAAUCCCCUCACUCUAACAUCACCCUGCAUCUAUAUAUAUACAUCAGGGACAACAGGUUUACCAAAGCCAGCCAUUUUGAACAUUGCAAAGGCUGUUGGGUACUCCAAGUUCUGUCUGUUCUCGGGGUUGAAAAAGGGUGACAUCAUUUAUACAACCACUCCGUUGUAUCACAGUGCUGCAGUCCUGGCCAUGUUCUGUGUGAUGAAUACAGGUGCAACCAUGUUAUUACGUCGGAGGUUUUCUGCCAGUCAUUACUGGUCAGAUUGUAGGAAAUAUGGAGUGACCGUUGCGCAGUACAUUGGGGAACUCUGCAGAUACUUGCUGGCACUACCAGAGAAUCCAGAGGAUGGCGUACACAAUGUUCGAGCUAUGAUUGGCAAUGGCUUGAGAAAGGACAUCUGGACAGAUUUUCAGAAACGUUUCAAGGUGCCAAAAAUUAUUGAAUUCUUCGGAGCAACAGAAGGAACAAGUGCCAUGGUAAAUUUGAACGGCAGGGUUGGAGCUUGCGGAAGAAUCUCUCCCUUCCUGAAUAAAUUGGCAAGUAAUAAGGUAUUUAUCGUCAAGUAUGACCCUGAUACAGAGCAGCCAUAUAGAAACAAACAAGGCUUUUGUGUGGAGUGUAAGAUCGGUGAACCAGGAAUCCUGAUAGCAGGUAUUCCUCCCAUUUAUGCGGAAGGCUUCUACAAAGGUGGAAAGGAAUUGAACGAGAAGAAAACACUACGUGAUGUAUUUGUUAAAGGAGAUGCCUUCUUUUGUUAUGGAGAUUUACUGUACAAGGACAGUGAUCAUUUUGUUUAUUUCCAGGACCGUGUAGGGGACACAUUCAGGUGGAAGGGUGAAAAUGUUUCUACCAAUGAGGUUGCCAAUGUGUUGACUGGACUGGACUUUAUACAGGAUGCUAAUGUUUAUGGUGUACACAUUCCAGGUAAAGAUGGCAGAGCAGGUAUGGCGGGAAUUUUAUUGAAAGAAGGUGUAGAAUUCCGUGAGGACAUGCUCAAAAAGAUUUACCAGCACUGUCAACAGAACCUGCCAGGCUAUGCAUGGCCUUUGUUUCUGCGCUUUGUCAAGGAAAUGAGCUUAACAGUAACAUACAAACAACGUAAGGUUGAGGCAGUCAAAGAAGGUUUUGACCCUAUAAAGGUGACGGAUCCUUUAUACAACAUUAGUGUCAAAGAUAAGACCUAUGUACCACUGACUUCGGACACCUUACCUCAGUUUCUACAAUCUAAGUUAUGAACGGCUUAGACAUGCCUCAGGUUACCAUACAAAAAAGUGCCUUGUCCAUCUGUUCUAGUAGACUCAAGGAUCAAUAUUAGAAUUAAUUGUUUCAGCUACAUUGUAGAGAAAACUCUUUCAACUUUUGUACAAUUUUCAUGAAAUGUAACUUAGAUGUUUAAGCGAGAUAGCUACUGAGUUCAUAUACUUUUGUAAUUGUUUCUUUUAUCCCAUCACAAUCAUCAGGUAAUAUGAGUUGUUCCAAUCACCUGUCAUCUGUUGUCAACCCAUAGUUUUAAGAAAUUUUGUUAAUUGCUAUUUCUUGGGAAGUCCUGGAUUUGAUCUUUCUUAAAUUUCAUGGUUAGGUUCUUUGUCUCUUGUGCAGUGCAAAGAUGACAAGGACAGACUGACUUCCCAUAUAACUGAUAAAGAUCAUGCAAUGGUGGGUGCCAGGAUCCAAUAGAGACAUUUUAUUGUUACUGUACAUAUUUUGUGUUUUGAAGCAAUCAAAUAAAAGAUUCUUCAGAGAAGUAUGAGGCUUUCUGUAGUUUACAUAUAAAGCAGUAGUGAAGACCAAGGAUAUUAAUCCACAGCAAUAAUUUUGAUGGCAUGGGUUUAUUGCCAGAAAAUUACUCAGAUAUGUAUAUAUUAUGAAUUUUAUAUGUGUUUUAUACCUGUAGAAACUCAGGUAAAUUCUAUGGUUGUAAGAAUCAUUUAAUAAUACCAAAUGUACGGAAAGACUUGGAUACAUUUCACAACUUCAGCAGAAAGAGUUUUUUCGUUGCUGAUAAAGAACAAGGAACUCUCUACAAGUUAGUGAUCCGUUCGUUAUAUCAAGUGUGCUACGUUUUAGCACACCUGUAAUUGUUCUUUCUUAGUUAAGUGAUUUUUCGUUUUUCUUUGGCCUAGUCAUAUGAGUUUUCUUUUUUCUUUUACCUAAUCAGAUGAGUUUUCUUUAUUCUUUGACUUGGUCAAAUGAGAUUUUCUGUGAUUGUAGAAACCUGUCUCUUUAGAACGUCUAUUUUCUGAAUUUUUCAGGAUUUUCAAAAAUAUUUUUUAUUUCUCAAUAUAUGUGAAUUUAUGGAAAUGUCCUACUUGUAUUCAGAAAUCUUAUGUUUAUACACACCAAGUGGUUUCAGGAAGUCCUACUCAUGAUUGUGGAAGAGGAUGGUUGGAGGUUUAAAAGUUAGUUAGUUUUGUGU
Molecule: messenger RNA, 3257 nt
Organism: Ylistrum balloti
Lineage: Eukaryota; Metazoa; Mollusca; Bivalvia; Pectinida; Pectinidae
Product: long-chain fatty acid transport protein 2-like
Exons: 11
Coding region: 202-2076 (624 amino acids)
Molecular function (GO): long-chain fatty acid-CoA ligase activity; long-chain fatty acid transmembrane transporter activity
Source: RefSeq, a predicted model, not a curated record